AUGCCACCGCCAUUACUUCAAAACCCCAUUCACACUGUCCUAAAACCCCUCCUCCUCCUCUUCCUCCUGCCCACCACCACGUCCCACACCUCUUCCACCGCCGCCCCGCCACCUCAAUCUAGUUCCCUAUCCCAGUGGCAAUCCGCACGCGCCACUUACUACGCAGCAUCCGAUCCCCGGGACACAGUGGGAGGCGCGUGUGGAUAUGGGAACUUAGUUAAAGCAGGAUAUGGAAUGGCAACUGUAGCGUUGAGUGAAUCAAUGUUUGCACGUGGACAGAUCUGUGGCGCAUGUUUUGAACUCAAGUGUGUUGAUGAUCUGAGAUGGUGUAUUCCUGGGACUUCUAUUAUUGUUUCUGUUACUAAUUUUUGUGCUCCAAAUUAUGGGUUCACUUCCGAGGGUGGUGGAAAAUGUAACCCUCCUAAUAAGCAUUUUGUGCUACCCAUCGAAGCUUUUGAAAAGAUUGCCAUUUGGAAGGCAGCUAAUAUGCCUGUUCAGUACAGAAGGAUCAAAUGCAGAAAGGAAGGAGGGAUUCGGUUUACCAUCUCAGGGUCCGGUAUCUUCCUUUCGGUGCUGAUCAGCAAUGUUGCAGGCGCUGGAGAUGUAACUGCAGUGAAGAUUAAAGGUUCAAGAACAGGUUGGCUUGAUAUGGGUAGGAAUUGGGGCCAGAACUGGCAUGUUAAUGCUCAUUUACAGAAUCAAGCUCUCUCAUUUGAGGUCACUAGUAGUGAUAGGAUGACUGUUAUUACUUACAAUGUUGCUCCCAAAGAUUGGAGAUUCGGACAGACAUUCGAAGGCAAGCAAUUCAAGAUUUAA
This is a messenger RNA of Dovyalis caffra, 816 nucleotides long. Lineage: Eukaryota; Viridiplantae; Streptophyta; Magnoliopsida; Malpighiales; Salicaceae. The record is from the annotation of a GenBank genome assembly.